Desarmillaria tabescens is the source of this 1047-nucleotide messenger RNA. RefSeq lists its product as uncharacterized. The record is from RefSeq and is a predicted model, not a curated record. NCBI's taxonomy places the organism in Eukaryota, Fungi, Basidiomycota, Agaricomycetes, Agaricales, Physalacriaceae. The coding region runs from base 1 to 1047 and encodes 348 amino acids. The transcript has 5 exons.
AUGGACUCCUCCGCCGUCAACGCCAACAUCAGUGUCGACGACUUCGACAGUAUCCUGCUCUAUUCUCCUGACCAGUCCGUAUGGACAACGCCGGAUCCGUCAAGUUCUGACUUCAAUGCGGCUUCGAGCCAAUGGUGGAUGGGAACAUACCAUGCGACUGAGACAAUAAAUGCUUCAAUAAGUUUCAAUUUUACUGGGCCGGCAAUAUACAUCUAUGGCAAUUCGGGCCCAAAUUACGGAUCGUACGAGGUCACCAUCGACUCGAACACGACGACUUUGAGCGCGUAUUCGUCAAGUAACGCGUCACUACCACAUCUUCUAUAUGGAAGCAACGCUCUGGAGUAUGCCAAUCACACGUUGACUCUUAAGAAUGUCGGAGCCAAGGGUAGUGACGGCGGCGGAAACGGGUUUCUAUUUGACUUCCUCCAAAUGACGGUACAGCUUGCACCCGAAGGGGCGACAGUCACAAACAGGACCCUCCAAGAGACGGACUCGUCAAUUACGUAUACUGGUGUAUGGGGGAACAACACCUCCCCCGCUUUUAGCGGAGGAGGCUCAACGUACACGAAUGAGAACCUGGCCUCGUUCUCAUUGAACUUCCAGGGCUCGGCCAUUUACGUAUUUGGCGACAAGAAGAAUGAUCAUCGAGAGUACAACGUCUAUCUCGACAACGGGACUGCCCAGACAUUUAAUGGCACAUCUGGCUGUGGAGGAGCGUUUGGACAAACGUGCGAGCAGCAACAACCUUGUUUAAAAUUCUUUGCCUCCAAUCUUGGUGGAUCCGUACAUUCGCUAAAGAUCGAGAAUUUGGCUGGGGUUAAUCAGUCGUAUUUUGAUUUCGACAGUAUUGUCUUGUCUGUUCCAUCGGAGUAUGCUCCCCGAGAGUUAUCUAAUUCUUCUCCGUCAAGCAACGCAUCUGCAACGUCCUCCUCGACUUCCUCGACUUCUACUAGCCCGUCCAAUGGUGUAAACCCGCUUAUGGCAUGGAAUCCAAUGUUGCUCCUCUUCAUGGCCUUUAUUUACUUGUUGAAGCCACGUCUUCACUAA